UUCCCUGCUCGCGGCGGCGGCGCCGCGCCUGGCGGCUGAGGGGGCGGCCCUGGGCAGCUCUCCGCCUGGACGGCUCGGCCGUAGCGGCUCUCCAGCUCCGGAGCGGGGUCUGGGGUUCGUGGGAGAAGGGCGUGUGGGCUCCCCGCAGCCUGCGGGAGCUGGAGGUCGGGUGUGUGUUGUGGGGAUGGCGAAGUGGAGCUCGGAAAGCGUUCUGUAGGGGCGGCGGUCCCUGUGGCUGCAGGGGAAGCUCGGGGAUCGUAACAGGCAGCCAAGGGACUCCCGCUGCCCAGGGCGCUCGGCUCGGCGCUCGGAGACCCCAGCGCUGGAAGGGCCGGAGCGGCGCAAACCCGCAGCUUGGUUCGGCGGCAUCCCGUUGCCAGCACGUAGGAGAAGGCCAGCUCGCAGAUUCUGCAGUCGUACAACCGGGCCACCGACCUAAAGGGACUACCGAGGCCAAGCAGAGGUAUUGAUGCGGGACUUGCACCCAGCAGCCAUCGCGGAGGGACGAGGACUUCGGCUCGGGACAGCCGGUUGUGACUCUGCCGUGCCUGUAGCUGGUGACAGCCAUGUCAGCCCGAAAGGACAGAUGGAUUUCUUCCUUCUCUUUCCUGCUCUUCUGUGCUUCCUGCAUCCCAACACAUGGCAGUGUGAGCCAGCUGCAGGAGCUGAGCCCCCAGCAGUAUUUCAGCAGCUUGCAAGCAGGCCGAGCAUCCCUGGCUUAUUUCAUCCCUAACGUUUCUCCUGGGCCCCAGCCCUUCUUGGAGCAGAUUGAGAACUCAGCGGAAGCCCUCCAGGACUAUGGCAUUUCCGUGGUGAAGGUUAAUUGUCCCAAAGAGGACAUCUCGAGAUACUGUGGAAAUGAAAAUGCAUUAAGGACAGCCUACCUGUUCAGGGGGAGCGUGUUGAUCAGAGAGUUCCCCACCGAUGCCUUGUUUGAUGUGAACUCCGUUGUUGCCAACGUUUUGUUUGCCCUGCUCUUCAAUGAAGUUAAAUACGUGGAAACACUGGCAGAUCUUCAGAACAUUGAAAAUGCAUUGAAAGGGAGGUCAAACAUGGUUUUUGCCUAUGUACCAGCUACUGGGACAGCAGAGCACAGAGCUGUGAUGGAGGCAGCUUUUGUCUAUGGGACUGUCCACCAGUUUGUUCUGACAACUGAGGCAACGCUGCUGGGAGACACUGGCAAUGCUAAGCCUGAGGCAUCAUCUGCCCGGCUGUUGUUCUGCCACUGCCAGCAGGCCACAGACCUGGCACAGCCCUGCAGGAGGACGGCCAUGGGGCAGGCUCUGACCAGGCUCAACAUCCACAGGCACCUCAAGCUCAUGGGGGCUCCUCUGGUGACAGAGGUUGCUGAGGAUCCAGAGAAGGUUUCCACUGUUCACUUACAGCUUGGGCUACCACUUGUGUUCAUCCUCAGCCAGAAAGAGACCUACGAGGCUGACAGGAGAACAGCAGAAUUUGUGGCCUGGCAGCUCUUGGGGAAAGCAGGAGUUGCCCUUUUGUCCAGGGACCUCGUGGGUUUGAACAUUCUCCUCCGGUCCAACGUCGCUCUCAAGAUGCCAGAUGAGGGAGUGCCAAUCAAAUACUUGGUCUUGGAAGAUACUGAUGAAGUUAUAACCCUCGUGGAAGAUAAGAACAAGGUUGAAGAAAUCCAGGACAAGGGGGAGGAGGAGGAGGAGGAGGAGGAGGAGGAGGAAGACGAGGAUGAAAAAGAGAACAACAACCAAGACAUUCAGGAUGAUCAAGUGGUGGAAGCAGUUUGCAGGGACAAGAAGCGAGAGCUGUCCCUGGAGCAAAUCCGUGUCCUGACAGAGGAGAAUUUCCACUCUGCUCUCUUGGAGACUUCCCGGACUGUGGUCCUCUUUUAUGCCAGCUGGGAGGCAGUGUCCCUGGCAGUGCUACAGUCUUACACUGAGGUGGCCGAUCACCUGAAAGGAACUCAGGGAGUUUUGCUCUCUCGGGUGAACUGCUGGGACUGGCCUGGCGUUUGCACAAAGGAGAAUGUCACUGAGUUUCCUACCAUCAAGAUUUAUGAGAAGGGAGAGAGAUCAGUGCUGUACAAUGGCAUGUGGGGAGCUGAAGAACUGACCAGCUUCAUCAUGCUGAGCCGAGUUUCCUGCCCUCUGAAGCUGGCCACGAUUGAUGAAGCAGAAGGGUAUUUAAGAGGAGAGUUUCCACCUGAGCUGUCAUCCUAUCACCACAUUUCAUUUCUAGGGGUAUUUAACAGAGCCACGAGUGAAGCUAGGGAAGCUUUCGAAGAGGCAGGAAACAUCUUGAGUGGCCACGUAACGAUGGGGAUGUAUUUUGAAGAUGAUGCUUUGGCUUUAUCCCGUAAAUAUGCAGUGUCUCCCCCAGCCCUACUUCUUUCCAGAAGUGGAAGCCAGAGUGUGGAAGGCCUGUCUUUGUCCAAACAGAGCUCACAGGACAUGGUGCAGAUGAUCAGAUAUGAAUUGCUGGACAUUUUUCCAGAAAUCACCGUGCAAAAUCUGCCCCUCUACCUGCAACUCAGAAAGCCUUUCCUCAUCUUGUUCAGCGAUGGUGACAUCAGUCAAAUGGAAAGCAAGGAAAUGCUGAAGCUGGCAAAAGGAAGAGCCCAGCAAGUGUUUGUGGCUUGCUGGUUGAACUUGAAGAAGACCCCGGUGGGUCGCGGGGUGCUGAAGGCUUACUUUGCCAGUGUGCCUUCGCUGCCUGUUCUCACCUGGGUGAACCUUCAUGAUGGGGGUCAGGUAUUCAAGUUCCCAUCAGAGCAGUCCCUCACUGAAACCAACAUCUUGUCUUGGCUGGAGAAGCUGAAAGCAGGCCUGGAGAUUCCCAGCAGUGUCCUGUCUGAGGAAGACUGGAAACCACCUCUCCCUGCUUACGACUUCCUCCAGAUGAUGGAGAUGGCAGCGCCUGAGCCGCCCCUCCACAGCUCCCCUCCCCACAGGGACACAGCAGCACAGCUCCCACCACAGAGCCCAGGAGGGGACAACCCCCUCCAGGAGGAGCCUUCCCAGGACACCAAGGCCGAGAAAGUCGCGUCCCCCGGGAGGGACCUGCGAGGCACAGCCCCGAGGCUGUCAGCGAGGGAGAAGCAGGGCAAGAGACACAGCGAGCUCUGAGAGAGGGGCAGCGAGAGGUGUGGCAUGCUGCCCACCACACCUUCUCACCUUCCCACCCCUCCGUGGAGCCUUUAUGACGAGAAGUGCUUUUAGCUGUAAAUUAAGGGUGAGGGGGUAAACCGGCCCCUAAGUCUGGUGCAGCGCGUUGGUGGUGGCGCAGCGGCGGUUGCACCGGAACGAUGUUGGUCCGGCACUCACCGUACCGCCACCGCCCGCUGCUGGGACUGCAUCUCGCUGCCUGCAGCCGGAGCCUGUCGCAGCGACGUUGCUGCGAGGGAGCUCGGCCCGCCGCAGAGCUGAGGGACGGAUAGCGACGAGCUCACGGCGCGCUGGAGGCUGCAAAAGCCCAGUCAGCACGGCCCGGCUCUUUAGUGCGCACAUAGGCACUGCGGUUCCUCCCGAAGCAGGAAGAGGUGAGGAUAACCAAAGGUCAUUUCUUUCCCCUCCUGGUCGCAGUAGCAGCUCUACAGCUGCGUGCCAGCAGGAGCUGCUCUCAGAAGGCGGUUCCAGCAGCGCCCUGGCCAUGUGGAGCUGGGAGGGCAAGUGUGCCACCUGCCCCAGGGCUGCUCCCGCUGGCACCCACUCCUCUUCACACCUGACCCCAGAGCCCAGCUCCUGAGUGUGUUCGUCCUCGAGGGGAAGAGGAGCAUCUGGUGAAAGCAGUUUUAUUACAGGGCCAGAGCUCGGGGCAUCACAACAGCUGCAAAUAGCUGGGAUGUAAAUCUGCCAGCAAAUCCCAGCGGAAGGCAGGUUGGAGAAUGGCUUUGCUCAGUGCUGGCAUUUUCUUGGUAAAGAGCCCAGGGGGGUUAUUUGCAGCCUCAGUUUUUCUUUGCUGUCUGCGACAGGAGUGAGGUUGUUGCCUCUUGAGCAGGGAGUGAAGGCAACAGAAAGCUCAGGGCUUGAGAAACGGGAGAGAGAUGAAGGGCAAGGCUGGCAGUGUUGGGAACAGGCCCUUCUGAGGUGCUGUGGAGCUGCUUCAUAUCCCUGUCCAAAUGGGGAGGUGAAGGACCUGCAGAAGUGACCUCUGUCCAUCUUCUGAGGACAACAAAAGCUCUGUUGUUCCUUGCUGGAGAACCUGAGCUGCAGGCUAGUGUGGGAUGUAGGCUGGGGAGACCUGGGUGUUUGGAGGGAAGCUUUGUCUACUCCCACCUGUGCCAUGAUGGUCUUCCAACCCCCUGCAAUAAACAUCUGCUCCCUCUCAUAGCACCACUGAGAUAUGGCCAGAGGGACAGAUCCUCUUCCUUAUACCACUGAAGUUACAGGGGAGAGGAAAAAUUGAUGGUAAGGAACUGCUGAGAGCAUUGUAAAGUCUGCUUCUCAUCUGCAAGAAGCCCACAUGGUUGGGAGUAUUUUGAAAUGCCCAGAAAUAGACCAUUAGUGCUGGGAUCUCCUUGAAGCUCUUAAUUGAAACUGACCAUUUUUUGGACUUAAUGACAGGCUUUGAGCCAAAAUGUAUAUAUUUAAAGUAAUAAACUGUAGCAUGCAGA
Messenger RNA from Colius striatus (speckled mousebird), 4585 nucleotides. RefSeq names its product thioredoxin domain containing 16 (gene TXNDC16). The transcript has 20 exons. NCBI's taxonomy places the organism in Eukaryota, Metazoa, Chordata, Aves, Coliiformes, Coliidae. Bases 567 to 3098 code for a protein of 843 amino acids. The record is from RefSeq and is a predicted model, not a curated record.